AGCUGAUGCCUCGCCUUGGACGGCCAAGAUGCCAUCCUCAGUUGCAGGUCUGAUUGGGUCCUGUGUGGUGAUUCCUUGUUCGUUUAACUACCCGGAGCAUGAGAACAAAGUCACCAAGUUCACUGGGAUUUGGACUGAGCGGACAGGUCAUAUUAUCUACCACCCAGUUCAGUCUAAAGUAAUGCAGCAGUACCGGGAUCGGACCGUGCUGCUCGGAGACCUCAGCAAGAAGGACUGCUCGCUGAAAAUAGAUCCAAUCCAGUCAUCUGACACAGGAACCUUUCAUUUCAGGAUUGAAAUGGAAGGCUAUGAAAAGUAUUCCUACAAACAAAGUGAAGUCUCCAUUAGCUUGACCAGUGUUCCUGAAGCCGCGACUAUUAAUGUGAAAGAGGACGUAGAGCAGGGUGAAACUGUGUCUGCCUCCUGCUCUGCGUUUCACUCCUGCCCCACCAAUAGCCCUGUUUUCAUCUGGAGUCACUCUGGAAAAAUGCAUGUGCAAUCAAAAGGGCUUGACAAUGGCCAGUGGCAGGUCACAUCAUCAUUGACCUUUCACCCUACCCGUGCUGAUCACAGCAAGCCGCUAGAGUGCACUGUAACAUACCAAGGAGGGCAGCAAAUGAACAGCUCCAAGAUCCUCAAUGUAAAAUAUGCACCAGUGAAUGUGAAGGUUGUGCACAAGCCAAGUGUGAGGGAGGGAGACACUGUGCAGCUGAGAUGCUCCAGUGAUGCUAACCCCGCUACUCACAGCUACCAGUGGCAUAGUGACAGCGGGGAGUUGCUGGCCAGGGGGCAGCUCUACACGCUGCCAAAUGUCUCCAGACACACAGGAGCCCUUUACUGUACUGCCAUCAACACAAAAGGACAAGCCAGUUCAAGUCUAGUGCAGCUCAAUGUGCAAUAUCCCCCUGAGUUUAAGACUGGCUCUACCUGCUCUUCUGACACAGCUAAAAUAACCUGUGUAUGCAUUGUGAACUCUUGGCCCCCUAGUACGGUUGAGUUUUUUCUUGCUGACAGAAUCCUGCAAAGCACAAACGUAGAGAAACAUGCAUCUGUUACCAUCGGGACUCUGCAGGGAGAUUUUGGAUCCUCAGAGCUUGUCCACUGCCGUGCACACAACAGUCAGGGCAAUGCCACCCUCACACUCUCUGUACCCACUAACAAUAAGAUACCAACCCUUUACAUUGCUGUUGCCAUCGGAGCAUUUGUUGUUGUAACAUUUUUAACAUUUAUAGCCUUGGGAGUGAGAAAGAAAUGUAGGGGGAGCUCUAACAAUGACAUCCCAUUUGCAACAUCCAAUAUGCAACACAUGGAUGCACCCAAGACUAUGAUAGAGCCUGCUCAGCAUUCCUCAGCGCCAAGGAAAACCAAGCAGACCUCUGACAAGGGAGCCUUUUCUAAUGUUUACACUAAUGAGCAUGUAUAUGGCAACAUGCAGGCCGAAGGGGAAGAAUAUGAUGAUGCAGUAUAUGCCAAUGUGUAACAUGAAGAAGAAAACCGUGGGAUGAAAAAGAGGGCUGAAGUCAUUUCUGUGCUGUGCCUGCUUGGUAUUAUUGUCUCUAUAAUAUGCUAUUUUCCUCACGUUAUACAUUUUUAAUUCUAUUUUGUUUUCUAUAUCCUUCACAUAUACUGUAUUCUAUGUCACAAAGUAACCCCUAUAAUUAUUAUGAGCACUGCAGUAAAUGCUCUGGCACAAUACUUUUCACAGCAGCUUUGUAGCCAA
Molecule: messenger RNA, 1720 nt
Organism: Myripristis murdjan (pinecone soldierfish)
Lineage: Eukaryota; Metazoa; Chordata; Actinopteri; Holocentriformes; Holocentridae
Product: myelin-associated glycoprotein
Exons: 8
Coding region: 29-1480 (483 amino acids)
Source: RefSeq, a predicted model, not a curated record